GACCCCGCCCUCCCGGUCCCCUCGGGUACAGAGCAGUUAACGCUCAUCAUCAGACCAACAACGAACUACAAGUGUUUGAGAGGAGAGAGGCGCGUUUGAACAAAUCGCACUUUACUACAUCUUAUCUGACUUGGACGAACACCCUGAGUGACCUGAGCAAAAAUGCCUCUGGCUAAGGACCUGAUGCACCCCAGCUUCGCAGAGGAGCGGAGAAGACACAAAAAGAAGAGGCUGGUUCAGAGUCCCAACUCUUACUUCAUGGAUGUUAAAUGCAUGGGCUGUUAUAGGAUCACCACCAUCUUCAGCCAUGCUCAGACAGUGGUACCCUGUACAGGCUGCUCUAUAAUCCUCUGCCAGCCUCGAGGGGGGAAAUGCAGACUAACUGCUGGCUGUGCCUUCAGACGGAAAUAUACUUGAUUGGAAACAUACCUGUACACCCACGUCAGGUAUAAUAUGGACCAUGGAUCAAUGAGUUUGAGCCUCGCACUCCGGGACUGAAAGAGUGGCUGUGUGCACCUCCAAAGCAUAUCCUUAGCAGAAAAAUCACCUUCAUCUGUAUCUUGAUAAUGCAGAGUGAAAUCAAAUCCCCCUGUGGGGUUGAAUGAGACAGAGCAGGAGAAAGGAGCUAUAGAUUAUAGACACUCCCAUGUGCUCAGAUUGAAUUGUAUGUGCAUUAGAAUAAUAAAAGAAAGCACUUGAUGUAGAGUAGUUUUGAGUAGAUUUGUAAUUGUCAAAAUGCACAAUAAAUCAGAGGAGUCAUGAUUUCUGUAAAACAUUUAUUAGAUUGACAUAGAGGGGGGGUGGUGAAUGAAAUAUUUCAAAACAGCUUCGAUCAAAUGUGAGGCCGCUUUUCAUGGCCCUGGCACGAGAUGAAACCAUGAUGACCAUCACAAACAAAAAUAAAGCAUUUGAAGAAUUUA
This is a messenger RNA of Lates calcarifer (barramundi perch), 920 nucleotides long. Its product is annotated as 40S ribosomal protein S27-like. Gene Ontology annotation, molecular function: RNA binding; structural constituent of ribosome. The transcript has 4 exons. Bases 163 to 417 code for a protein of 84 amino acids. The record is from RefSeq and is a predicted model, not a curated record. Gene Ontology annotation, cellular component: ribosome; cytosolic small ribosomal subunit. Lineage: Eukaryota; Metazoa; Chordata; Actinopteri; Centropomidae. Gene Ontology annotation, biological process: translation; ribosomal small subunit assembly.